Molecule: messenger RNA, 1288 nt
Organism: Periophthalmus magnuspinnatus
Lineage: Eukaryota; Metazoa; Chordata; Actinopteri; Gobiiformes; Gobiidae
Product: methylcytosine dioxygenase TET1-like
Exons: 4
Coding region: 102-1202 (366 amino acids)
Cellular component (GO): nucleus
Molecular function (GO): zinc ion binding; methyl-CpG binding
Source: RefSeq, a predicted model, not a curated record
UUUCCCGCCAGCCAUGAUCCGUGGCGGGCUAAUUCCCAGACGAUCUCCCCUCCUCCUGAGCCGCGGUAGUCGGUAGACUGUAGCUGCCUCCUGCCCCUGUGAUGUCGGGGAUGAGCAGUGGUGUAUGUAUGGACACUGACCUCUCCUCAAUGCUGCAGAGAAGCUCCGCCCCCUCGCACCAUCACCCCAAUCACCAUGGAUACGGGCCGCAGGGACAGAUGUCCAGUCUCGCUCCGAUGUUGGAUUACUCUGAGAUGGACCGCUACAGAUCAUCCAUUGCCAACUUCUACAAAACCAACGUCAACAUGAACAUGAACAACUUCCCUCAGGCCAAACUCGCCGCGCGGCUCGCGGCCGCUCCCAUUUUCCCGCCGCGGUUGGGCGCCAUGGCGACGGGCCCCUGGGGUUGUCACGACAACAUGAACCCGGCGGCCAUGUUCUGGGGCCGACCGAAGCCGAACCAUCACCACGGCCACCCGGGUCACAUGGCGUCUGCGCACGUGCCCAGUGCGGCCAUGCACCAGAACGCUUCAGGAAACAGCAACAGCGAAUCAGGACGAGCCGACAAGAACUCACUUCCUGGUUCGCAGACGCAUCAUCACAUGGCGCCGAGCAACGGGAACUUUCUGCCGAAUUACAGCGGCGCGGACUGUUUGAACAAACAGGGACACACCCACUCGGAUAUGAUGGGCCUAUCAGAGGGCGGGGGUUGUAACGGGGGAGGGGUCAUGGGCGGGAGCUUCCUGGGGUCGCUUGGAAUACCUCCUGGGGUCAUUGUCAUGGCGAUGGGAUCGGCCGCGGGAGGCGGGAUUUCUUCUGAAGCGGGAAGUGCUUUUCAGAUGACGGGCGGCCAGCGCGCGCUAACAGACUGUCAGCAGCACACAAACCCCUCCCCGUGCCCCUCCUCCUCGCCGUCGUCAGGGGCAACGGCAGGGGGCGGGUCUUCUUCAGGUGCGUCGGGGGGCGGGGCUUCCUCAGGUGCGGCGGCGAAGAGGAAGAGGAAGCGCUGCGGCGUGUGCGGGCCCUGUCGGAGGCUCAUAAACUGCGGCGUGUGCUCCUCGUGUCGAAACAGGAAGACGGGCCACCAGAUCUGCAAGUUCAGGAAGUGCGAGGAGCUGAAGAAGAAGCCGGGCUCCGGGGGAGGAACGCUGGAGCGCCCCCCGUCUGUCCCGGCUGGAGAGGCGUUCCGAUGGUUUUUCUAAGCCCUUGAACACGGACUUAAGAUGGGACAAAUAAAUAAAAACUGUGCGUCAGUGUGGAGUAAACCGGGAAGGAGGAGACGGUUUGG